UCAAUAAUUUUUUUUAAAAUAUAUACUUAAAUAAAGAAUAUUAUAAACAUGUUUAAAAUAGUUUUAAAUACUAUAGUUUGUUUCAUUUUUUUCUCAACCAUCAAUGCUGCAAAUGUUUUGCCUCAAGAUAUGCAGAAAUGUGCUAAUAGUGAUGAAAGCUGUUUAACGAAAACAGGUCAAAUGAUCGUUACAAAUUAUGCCAAAUCUGGAUUACGAGAACUGAACUUAACUCCCUUUGACCCUUUACACAUCAAAAGUAUGGUUUUGGAAAAAAAUCCUGCAAGUCCUGUGAAUAUUGAACUAAGUUUUAAUGACGUCAAUUUGAAUGGAUUACAAAAUUUAAAAAUCAAAAAACUAAAAGGUCUCGAUGCAAACUUUAAAGAAAUGACAGAAUUAGAGGCGGAAGUACCAACUUUGACUUUAGAAGGCCCAUAUUCAAUAAAUGGAAAAAUUUUGGUUCUACCUAUUGUUGGAAAAGGCGAUUCCAAAAUUGUAUUAGACAAUAUUCAUAUUGUAGCUAAAAUUAAAUUUAAACCUGUACAAAAGUCUGGAAAGACUUAUGCUGAAGUCGAGAGUAUAAAAUUAGAAUUGAAUCCAAAACAUGUAUCAUUCAGUUUAGGCGGUCUCUUCAACAAUGAUAAGCAACUAAGCGAUACGAUGCAUACUUUAUUGAAUGAAAAUUGGAGUGAGAUUUUUAAUGAACUACAACCAGAAAUAUCCAAAGCAUUGGGUUUAAUUAUUAAACUUAUUAUAAAUAAUGUUUUUGCAAAAUACCCCUAUGAAGAAUAUUUUGCUUAAAUACAAACACAAAAAAAUACAAUUGUUUGU
Messenger RNA from Teleopsis dalmanni, 828 nucleotides. RefSeq names its product protein takeout-like. Bases 49 to 798 code for a protein of 249 amino acids. The transcript has 4 exons. The record is from RefSeq and is a predicted model, not a curated record. Lineage: Eukaryota; Metazoa; Arthropoda; Insecta; Diptera; Diopsidae.